AUGAAGGUCAAAAAUAGAUUCUGGCCUAGUGCGAUGUGCGUUUAUUCGGGCCGAGUGUGUGAGGGGUAUCAAACCCCUUGGACGUUUGUGGAUUCGUCGACGUUCGUAUCCGCUUCUAAGCAGAGAAAUACUCGAGAGACGAGUCAAACUCGGCGACAUCGAAAAACACUAAAAGUCCAGGAAAAUGCUCAUGCAAGCGUCCAACAAGGCUUGCAGCCAUCACUGAAUCCCUCUCGGGAGUCAUUGCUUGCUCGACCUAGCCACGACGAUUUCAUUGCCCUAGUCGUACGAAACUACGUGCCCAAGGAUUCAGUGACAUCCAUAGACAAUGACCUGCACUUCACAAAAGAGCCCCGAAUAUGUGGCGCAUGGGUUGAAGUCCUACCUAGUCUUCGAAGCGGGAGAGGAGGUACUCGCAACCUAGUUCUUACUGCAGCUGUCGAAGCAUUAGCAACUUCUAUCUUGACUCAGAAACUAUACCCAAACAGGGACAAUAUCGAAAGCUUCCAGAGCUAUGAAUUGGCUCUUCGAUCUUUGCGGAAAAGUGUUACUGUGGAUCAGCGGUCUGAUGUGGAGCUAUUGGCGUCUAUUAUGUGCCUGAGUUUGGUGGAGCUCAUGAUGCCAAGUACUUCUGUCGCAUUGGAAGCACACUUGAAAGGCGCCGGGCAGUUAUUUCGGGCAUACGGCGCGGAUGCAUGCAAAGCCGGAGUACUCCAUACUCUUUUCGCUGGUUUCAGGCCGCUUCUAUUAAUUGAUGCUUUUCAACUCCGGCAAACAACGUUUCUUGCCUCCCCAAAAUGGAUUGAUGUUCCCUUCUCCAUCUGUAGAGCAUCGUCAAUGCAGAGCCUUCUCGAUAAGGGUGCGAUUAUUCCCUCGCUUCUGAAUCAAAGCGACAAUCUCUUAGAUAAAGCACACGAAGAAGGAAACUUCGAUGUUGAAGCCAGAGACCUUAUCAAUCAUUUAGUCACUACAUUGAUUGACCUCGAGAAUUGGGAAAUGGAAUACUGUCAAGGCAUCGACAGGCAGUGCUACUGGCCUUCCGAUAGAUCCGAACUCCCACUAUCCAAAACCUCUAUAUCCCAGGAUAAACCGCUGAUUUACACCAGCGUAACCAUGGCAAACGUAUACACUAACCUCUGGGCAUUCCGCAUCAUCUGCCUUUCCGAACUCGAACGUUUCAUCUGCUAUUUCCCCUACUACGAUAUAACUCACGACAUCCCUUCACACCCUCUCAACCUCAAACACGCCAAAGAACACAAGAUAGCACUCGCAAAACAGAUUUGUCUCAGUAUGGAAUACCUCUUACAAGAUGAAAUGGAACUCUUUGGGCCUGCGUCGACUUGCUUCCCUCUUCAGAUAGCAUAUGAAACGUUCUUGGAGAAUGAGGUUGGGCGAGAGGAAGAGAUUUCAUUUGUUGAAGGUGUUGUGUCACGACUGGUUCGGAAGGGGUUACGGUCUGCUCCUGUGCUGGUUUUUGCGAGGAGGACUAUGAGGACGGUGUAG
Talaromyces stipitatus ATCC 10500 is the source of this 1503-nucleotide messenger RNA. RefSeq lists its product as uncharacterized. Lineage: Eukaryota; Fungi; Ascomycota; Eurotiomycetes; Eurotiales; Trichocomaceae. Bases 1 to 1503 code for a protein of 500 amino acids. The transcript has 5 exons. The record is from RefSeq and is a predicted model, not a curated record.